CUGCCAAAAACGCAUCAAAUACAAAGCCAACAAGCAAAUUUUUUGAUAAAAAUUCGUAAACUUUGCCAAAAAACUUCAAUUUUGAGAUUUUUUAACGAAAGAAAUUACGUGAUACAUCGAAAAAUUGUGUAAAAUUCGCAUUUCUAAAGAUUUCGCCGAACCACCGCUAUGUUAUCAAGAAAACUUAUUGCAUUGUACCUUCGUCCACAAAUUCCAUCUUAUACUUCAUCAAGACUGUUACGAGGAGGUUAUACAUUUGAAUUGAAGAAAUCGACUUCCAAACCAAAACCGUCUGAUGAUGCGAAACGCCGCAGAUUUCAGGCAAUUCAUAAAAGCAAUCCGGGCGCUGGCGGUGCUCUGCAUAUGAUUGAAGAACGCAAAGGUAAACUACAUCCAGAUAUUGACUACGACUACAUCGAAGAUUCUACUAUUGGUUUGGAAAAUUACGACGCCCAAUUUCAAGAAAAAUUACAAUUAUCCGAAAAUGAAUUCGAUCGUUCAUCGUUGAAUAAUAUUAAACGUAAAUACUUUAAAGAACCUAAACUUCCAAAUAUGGUACCGUACUGUGAGAAACAAGAUAUGAAGCGUUUAAAUGAAAGCGAUCCGGAGAACUGGGAUAUUGAAAAAUUAUCUGAAAGCUAUCCCGUUACUCCUGAGAUAGCCAAAAAAAUCCUUCGUUCGCCGUUCACUGCUUAUACAGUUGAGCAAGUGAAAAAACACGAUGAAAUAGUCAAACGUAAUUGGAAACUAUUCAAGGAAGGUAAACUAGAUAUGAGUCCAGAAUUACGCAGCCAUUAUGAGAAGUUUGUCGACAGAGUUUCAUUUGAAACACAGGAACACGUGAUAAAGAAAUAUCUGCCUCCGAAACCGAACUUCGAAUUGAACUUGAAAAGAAAAGAAUUCGGUAGUAUAAUCGAAAAAUACGAGCAAACAAAACCAAAACCGAGUAAAAUACAAAUAGAUCAGGACAACAAUAAGCAAGUAUACGAAGAUAUAAAAUUUCAGCCUAAAAUGAUUACCGAAGAAUCUAGACGAACUUAUGGUAAAUCUGUCACGUUGGAUAACUUACGUAAAGAUAUAAAAACUAAUCCUGAACGACCAUCUGAAUUAUCUAAACUUAUUGUCGAAAUGGAGAAAAAACAUCUACCUGCGUCUGAAUCUAAACCGAAGGUGGAUAUUAUUCCUGAAACUGAUUAUUUGGCCGAAGCUGAAGUUGUGGAUAAAACUUAUGAGCAUUCGUUGUCUGAAAUAAACGACGGAUUUCCUUUACGGAUUAAGAUACCUAAAGACCAGUGGAAACGAAACAAACUGUAUCAAGUUAAAGAUCGAUUUUAUAAUGAUAACGGUCAUUUUUUGUACAGAGUUCCUGGACUUUUUAACUAAAUUAUCGGUACUGUGUGCUGUUAUUGAGUAAUUUCUGUGAUAUUAAGUAAGAGAGAAUUCUGCAGUUUAGUGUUAUUGAUGCGUAUGUUUUACAAUUUGAAUACAUGUUUUGUCUAAUAA
Planococcus citri (citrus mealybug) is the source of this 1503-nucleotide messenger RNA. RefSeq lists its product as uncharacterized. NCBI's taxonomy places the organism in Eukaryota, Metazoa, Arthropoda, Insecta, Hemiptera, Pseudococcidae. Gene Ontology annotation, cellular component: nucleus. The coding region runs from base 169 to 1383 and encodes 404 amino acids. The record is from RefSeq and is a predicted model, not a curated record. The transcript is spliced from 5 exons.